UUAUAGGUACGGGUAGUAAUUGACAACUCUUACGCCCGGAUACAAGUAUUCCGUAUUCUUUAAUGAAACAUUUAGGCCAACAAAGGGAGAAAACAAAGAAACGAUGCCAUCAUACUGUGUGACCGGAGCAACCGGGUUUAUAGCCGCUUAUUUGGUAAAAGCUCUCCUUCAUCAAGGCGACAUUGUUCGUGCCACCGUCAGAGAUCCUGAUAAUGAGGAAAAGGUGUGGGAAUUACAAGGAGCCAAAGAAAGGCUAACACUAUUUUAAAGCUGAUUUAUUGAUUGAUGGUAGCUUUGAUUGAUGCUAUUAAUGGAGUUGAUGGGUUUCCACACUGUUUUUCUGCCUCCUGAUACCGAUGAUUUUCAGGAUGAAGAUGAACAACAAUGUUACAAAGCCAGAACGAGGGCUAAGAAAAGAAGAAGACAUGCUGAGUUCACUUCCAGACGAUAUCCUAACCAAAAUACUCAAUUGCCUCCCUAUCAACUCCGCUGCUGCCACCUCCGUCCUAUCCACCGGAUGGCGUCACCUCUGGACCGGAGUCACCAACUUUGUCGUGUUGUCCCAAACCGGCAAAAACAACGACGACGACGACAUCCUUUUUUUACAAAAGCUUAUAAAGCUGUCCUCUUUGAAACUGCACAACUUUCAUAUUGAAUUGAAAUCUCUAUCUACCUUUUCACAAAUAUCUAACUUUUUGAUAUCUAAUCCUUUAACAAAUACACUAGGAGAUCAAGAAUCAUGCUUCCGUGAAGUUUGCCGUCGAGAUGUGGAGAAUAUCAAUAUCUUCUGCCCCGAUAAGGAAAAUAGAUACUUUCUUUUGGUGCCAGACUUUGUGUUUAAAACCAAAUCUCUGGUAAGUUUAACUUUGGGUUGCAUGCAUAUUAUGUUUGAUAUGCCUGAAAACGUAGCUAUUCAACUUCCUAAUUUGAAGAAGCUUUAUUUGCGCCAUCUUACGGAAAUCCCUCCUUGGUUAGAAACCCUAUGUAAGUGUAGCCCUUUGUUGGAAGUUUUAGAUUUAGAGUUUAAAUUACUAGACAUUGAGCCUCGUAUUGUGAAUAUAUUUGCUGCCAAUUUGAAGUCAUUGAGGAUAAAGAGUUGUUACUCCAUGGUAAGUCAGACACAUCGCAACAAAAUCUUGAUUGAUGCACCCAAAUUGGAACACCUGACUAUAAUUGAUGGCUCUUCAUGUUAUUACUUGACCCAAAUUCCAACUACAUUACUGGAAGCAUCACUUGAUUUGACCAUAACUAGAACGAUGACUGAAACUGUAAUGGUAGGAGAUGAUGAUUAUCGUCGAGACAUGGCCAAGUUUGUUAGAAGAAUGUGUAAUGUUAGUAAGAAUCUUCACUUAAGACUUGAGAGAAACUCGAAUAUAAUCGGUUACCUUUCUAAUGGUGAAGUAAAUCAUGGAGUUAUGUUUGGUAAUUUAGCCACUCUUACAUUGAAUUUGGAAAGGUUUGGUCUGAUUGGGUGGGAGAAUUUGCUACUUUGUUUGCAAUGUUUUCCCAACUUAAAGAAUCUUGUGGUGCUAUAUUAUUGGCCUACGUUUUGGGAUCCACAUAGUAAUGAACCACCAGAUUGUUUGGUGAAUAAACUCAAGAAAAUAACAAUAUUUGGAUUGUUUAGGAAAACUCGUGAGCUUGAAUUGAUAGCUUACAUUCUGAGUAAUGCAACUGUUUUAGAAGAGCUUCAUAUAAGAGCUCCUUACCGCUUCUUUAAAUCUAAAGAAGAUCUACUAAGUUCGGGAAAUGAUGUUUGUAAGUCGUUGUUUGAACUUCCAAGGGCCUCUUCAACUUGUGUGAUUUGGUUUACAAUUGAUGAUAUGGUAGCAUCAAGUAAUGACUACAAAGAUGGAAUUUUUCGGAAACAACGUAUGGCUUUAGAGUUAUGAACAUUUUGAGUUUUAAGACAUGUAAACUUUGUAAUUCUUUUUUUUUUACUGCAUUUAAAAGCUAGAGCUAGCUUUCUGCAUUACGGAAUACCAAUUACCAAUUAAGUUUAUUAAUGUGAAAAUAUUUUCUAUUUUAAUUUGUUACAUGUUGAAUUUGUGA
Messenger RNA from Spinacia oleracea (spinach), 2052 nucleotides. RefSeq names its product F-box/LRR-repeat protein At4g14103-like. The coding region runs from base 357 to 1892 and encodes 511 amino acids. The record is from RefSeq and is a predicted model, not a curated record. The transcript has 3 exons. Lineage: Eukaryota; Viridiplantae; Streptophyta; Magnoliopsida; Caryophyllales; Amaranthaceae. Gene Ontology annotation, molecular function: protein binding.